Molecule: messenger RNA, 5336 nt
Organism: Columba livia (rock pigeon)
Lineage: Eukaryota; Metazoa; Chordata; Aves; Columbiformes; Columbidae
Product: cytokine receptor common subunit beta-like
Exons: 12
Coding region: 107-2641 (844 amino acids)
Biological process (GO): cytokine-mediated signaling pathway
Cellular component (GO): external side of plasma membrane
Molecular function (GO): cytokine receptor activity; protein binding
Source: RefSeq, a predicted model, not a curated record
UACAACUGGUGCCCAAGAAGGAAGAACGGUGGCUGUUGUGCAUGUUCCACAUGCAUUUGAAGAAAAACAGCCAGUGAUGCAGGAACUUGCUGCCUGACAUAAGGUGAUGCUUGUGUGUAGAUGUGGAAAGAUGAGAGAGCUCAUCAGUCUUCUUCUGGCUCCAUGCUUGGUUUUGGGGGUUGGAACUACUCGAGUGAGCAUCCCAAUGCAUACCCUACAGUGUUAUAAUGACUACAUGUCUCUUACAACUUGCACAUGGAUGGAGUGUUCAGAGGCUCAUCAACUCCUGAAUGUGACUCUGAACCACGGCUGUGAAAAGAACAAAGAAAUGACAUGCAGGUCUCACAAAGGUGAAAACCACGCUGACUGCCAGAACUUCACAAUGCAUUGGGUAUGUGACAUCCAUGCAUGUGAUGAAGAAAACUACAACUUUGAAUUUGACCUGACAUUGCAGGCAGAGCUAGAUGUCUACUUGUUUCAGAAUGUUCAGACCUUCCCACCUCAAAACCUCUCAGUCAGCUUGAUGACAUCAGGAGACUUCUUGCUGACCUGGAAAGCAGCUGAUGGAAGCCAAGGGCUGGGCAAUGCCCUGGAGCACGAAGUCACUUACAAGCGGGACUGGGAGUCCUGGGAGAAAGCUGCCUCGCUUUUGCUCUCCAACACCACACGUUGCCACCUCAGCUGCAAGGACCUUGUCCCAGGGAGCAGUUACGUUGCCCGUGUGCGAGCCAGACCGGGGCAAUCCAGUGGCUUCUCUGGGCAGUUCAGUGAGUGGAGCACGGAGGUGUCAUGGGAGACCCCUGAAGGUGGCCUUCAGCCCAGGAACCUUCGCUGCCUCUACAAUGGUGCAGAUCGUCUGACAUGCAGCUGGGAAGUGAAGAAAGCAAUCAUCACCUCUGUCAUCUUUGGCUUGUUCUUCAGGGCCACUCCAGCAUCAGCGUACGUCCUCUGUCCAUGGCAGCAUGCCUGUGACUCUCCCAUGGAGUUUCUGCUCUGUUUCAUUCCCCCUGAUCUCAGCUCAACCUCUUCUUCUUCCCUCAGAGAAGAGGAGUGUUCUCCUGUGCAGGAGAAGUCUUUGCCCCAUGUCCCAUAUGUGGUCCAGAGCUGUGAGAUCCCUGUCAGCAACUCCAGCAGUCAGAGCCACUACCAUGUGUCUGUCCGGGCCAAGAAAGAAGAAAAGCUGAUUAAUGCCCGCAAAAACAUUAAGGUGAUGCCGCCUACCAAUGUGUCAGUAACAGUGACAGAGAACCAAGAGUAUGAACUGAGGUGGAUAAAACAUACUUUGGGAUAUGGCUUCAUAAAACAGAGAUAUGAAGUUAAGUACUGGAAAAACAACCAAUAUGAAAAGACUCUCCAGAAGUUAAAUAUCAACAACGAUGAACCUCCUUUCACCUUCACCCGGCAGAUGCUGGCAUCAUCUACAGAAUAUAGGGGGAAAAUGCGUGCAAGGGUGAAUACGCCUCUGGAUUAUGAGGGACCUUGGAGUGAAUGGAGUGAGGAGUUCACCUGGAAGACUGAAAAUGUUCUGCCACCAGUGGUUCUCCCAGUGAUGUUCCCAGUUCUCAUCAUCACUUUGCUAAUCAUUACUUAUUGCAGCUACAGGUGUUUUCUCAGGAAGAAGCAAAUGUGGGAGGAAAAGAUUCCGAACCCCAGCAAGAGUCUCCUGAUCCAGAGCUACCUGGAGAAAGCUGUCAGCCAAUGUCCAGUCAGCCAGGUGGGCUUAUAUAGACAGAACACUUCUGAGGAGCUGGAGCCGAUUAACUGCCUUCAAGUGCUGGAUGGGAUGACUAAGAGCUCAGCAGAGUUCCAUGGAGCUGAGGCAAAGACAGUGCAGACUUUCCAUGAUACACUGGCUCCACAAAACUCCUGUCAGAAUUCUGGAGUGCCACAUAAAACCUCAUUUUCCUCGUCCGCACUCAUCUGGCCAUUGAAUCAGACUGCUGGUCCAUCCUGCCAGUUUGCCAGGCUACCUCUCAGGAGUGCUUCUCAUGCAAGUAUUGCUUCCCAGACUUGCUUUGCUUUCAAUGGUCCAUACUUGUACAGCUCAGUGAUGUCCUCCCAGCCUGAUAUGCAUCAGACCCUGCAAGUGAACCUAGCAGGACUCCAUGGGAAAUCACUUUCCCUUCAGUAUGUGACCCUCCCAAAGGAGGACUGUCCCCACACUCCACAGGGGCAAGAACAGCCAGGAGCAGGUCCUCCACAACCCUUCCCAGAUCAGAAAGAAAUGAUGCAGCACCUGAGCGAUCAGAAAGAAGUGCCAUCGGCCCUACCAGCUUGUGAGCAAGACACAAACAUGAGAACAGAAGAGCAGAAAUCUCCAAAGGCUCUUAGCUGUAUCACAUCUCCUCAGCACUGCCCCCUGGAGUACAUCACCACAGAGAGCCUAUUAAUGCCAUCAGCCAGCGGCUCGACCCAUCUGCCACUUGUCACUGCAGGGGAGUCACCUGGUGUCUCACAGGAGCCCCAGCUCCCCAGUGACCACUCUUGCCAUGAGUUUUCUCCUGGGAAAACUGGUGUCAUGGUCCCAGUUUCAGGUCAAGCACCAACCUCUUCUCCUGAAUUGCACCUGGAUGUGUUUGAAGACUCUUCAGGUAUUCAUGGACCUUCAGAACCCACAAAAAUGUCCUUACAUAUUCCUUGAAAAGGCAAGGUUCCCAAAGAACCUGUGUCUGAGAACAACAUAGAUAAAUUUAUUCCUACCAGCACCAUAAAAGUUUUCCUCCACUAUGGGCAAUUGCUACUCUGUCCCCAACCGGAAACCCAGUAAGAGGGCGGAGACAAGUCAGAAAGAUUCCCAAGUAUAUUUGGUUUACAAGUCAAGUUUUUGACAGCAGGGAAGCUACAGGGGUGUCUCCCAUGUGAUGUUAGAAGCUUCCCCCAUGUCCAACAAAGUUCCAGCCAGCUCCAAGAUGGACCUGCUACUGGCCAAAGCUGAGCUCAUCAACGAUGUUGGUAGUACCUCUGUGGUAAUGUAUUUAAGAAGGGGUAAAAACUGCUCUGCAACAUAAUUGCCAUGUACCUGCUUUAGAUAGGCUUGCUUCACAUUCCCCUGAUAGGUGCAGUUGGCAGGGGAAGCAGACAGAUUUAGCUGGGGCUUCCUUCUAAAAACAGGUAAUCAAUUUCUGCUCAAGCCUCUUAGGUUAUAGGAAAAUUAUUUUUCUGGGGUACAUAAUAGGUCUGAAUAAUCAGUUUUGAUGCUCAAGACCAAUGAGCCCAAGUGUUUAAAAGAAAAUAAGUAUAAAUAAAAUGGCAGCUCAGCAUAAACACUGGUAGGCCUGUUUACUAAAAUCAGCAGUACAGCCUGAAAGCUUCUUGGUAAUGUGGCCCAUUCCCCUGUUUUGCCCAGAUCUGAGAGAGUUCAUUGUCCAUGAGGAGAUGGUGCUUCUAAACCUCGCUUACUGUUGCUAAGUGCAGUGAUCCCACCUCUGAUGCUGGGUCACUUCUCUUAGCAGCUUCAGCCCAUGAAGCCUUGGUUCUGUCCACAAUCCCACACUGCUCCCUCAACAUUUCAGAUCCUCAGAGAGGAGUCUGUGUCAAACAAAACCCAAAGAGAACCCUGAGAAAACACCUUUUAUUAUUAUUAUUACUAUUAUUAUUAUUUAUUUUUUUUUCACUUGCUUGAUCUAUGGCUUCUUUGCUCUACCACUACCAAGGGGAACACCACAGGUAAUUCUUAGCCCUCAAAACACCAUUCUCUCUUGAUGGAUGUUUUAAAUACCUUUAAACUUAAGACACAAUUGUAUUUCAACCACAGUGCCCAAGAAUGGAAUCCACUGAAGUCAGUUCAGUUGCUCCCUCUUUGUUGUGAUCUCUAGCCACUUCAAGCAGUGCUGGAUUUCUCUUUUAUCCCAUUAUGGGCAGGAUCAGCAGUAACUACUCCAUUCUUUUAGGAGUACUAGGCUUACCUCCAGAUAGAUGUAGCUGCCAAUUCAAUUUUUUUUUUUCAGUGCAAGCUUUACAGAAUAAAGGAUUGAAUUUAAGAGCAGGCUGAAGACACUGGUAAGAGUUCUUGCAGUGAUUGUCAUCUCCUGUUCUUAGAGCUGUUACAGUUUCUUUAAUGAGCCUUUCAAAGUCAUUUGCAGUGGAAAUACCAAAGGUUGGAAUCAUUCAGCAUAGCAUGAGAUAGGCAGAAGUCAGGGGAAUAGAUGAAAAGAGAUUGGCUGGAGAAGAGGAAAUAUUAAAAGUGAUACCGUGCAGAAUGAUCUGUGCCUCAGCUGCAGGGACUCAUAAGCCUAAAUUGGGAAAUACCCUUUACUAUAAGAAAUAAUAGAAGGUAUGAGGAAAGAGCUGCAGAAGCUUAGAUGUACUUGGUCUCUUCUACUUCAAAUUGCUGUAGUAUGAUUAUCUGUAUUUCAAACGGAUCGACUGUUCAUAGAUGACUGAAACAGUUCUUAAAUAGCUGUAUUGGUGAAGGCUUUGCUACACCAGAUAACCUAUGUUUUUUCUCCAAGUUCUGCCCUGCCAGUUAGAAACGUUGACUCAGAGCUGCCACCCAAUGAUCAGACCUUGCAAAAUCACUGAAGUACAGGUUGCCCAUGUUGUCAAGUGCUGAGUUCAGUGAGAAAAUGUAGAGACCAACUAAUAUCUCACUGCAGUGAAAGGCCAUUUCCCUCUCCACUCCCUUUCCAUUACUCUUUCUCAACAUUUACAUACCCCAUCAUUCUCAUUGCCUCACCUGCAACAAUGUCCUUUGCUUAGAAGAUUUAAUUUGUUAACUUGUUAACUUUGUUUUUUUUCUUCUGUAUUGAUUUUCUGCUGGUUUAUCAAGAUCAGUCAGUUCAGAUUGUAGGCAAGUGUGUCAGCACCAGCACAAACAAGCAAGAAGGAAUGAACUGCUGAGAGCAGAGGGAUGGCUAGAAGGGGGAUUUUGUGGGUGUGAGGACUUAUUUCAGCCCUGUUCUUGUCUAACUGCAUCUGACAUGCUACUUGGAGAUCCAAAACUGGCUUUAAAUACAUAUGUUUGGAUACUCAAAGCACUCUGGUCAACACAGAGUGCCAUACAGGGUAAUGAUCCUUGCCAAGGUUCUGGCUAAAUUAGUCUGCUCAGCACUCAGAGACUGCAGGUAUUGAUUGCUCCCAGUGGCUGCGCUGCCUCAUGGAAAGCCGUCUCAGUUAUCUGUGCAGUGUGUCACCCAUCAGAAAGUGCUUGCCCUGACUGAGCUGUAACAUUUGGUAAAACAAAGAAGAUGAAGGGGGAUUGCCACACAUAUGUUCAUCUGACACCAAACACCUGUCACCCAUCUGAGUGAAUUAUAAAAUGUCAACUAUUUUGUACUAUUUAUGUGCUUAUAAAAAUAUUUUCAUUUGUAAACAGUGUACAAAGUGGCUUUACUCCA